Molecule: messenger RNA, 1361 nt
Organism: Salvia hispanica
Lineage: Eukaryota; Viridiplantae; Streptophyta; Magnoliopsida; Lamiales; Lamiaceae
Product: glycerophosphocholine acyltransferase 1-like
Biological process (GO): phosphatidylcholine biosynthetic process
Source: RefSeq, a predicted model, not a curated record
AUUACCAAUUUUAUACGCAUUUCCUACGUUUAAUUAAUCAGAAUAAGAAAGAAGCAUUGAAGGAAUCAAAACUCACGUCAGGAUCUUAUUGAAGCGGUCGGGAGGGGAAUGGCGGAGAAUGAAGAAAUCAUGGAGGUGGACGCAGAUUCAUACGGUAAUAAAGUUAAACAACGGUUGAAAGAUCGAACAAAGUGUAAGGAGAUGCUAACGAAGCAAGCAGAGCAGACAAAGGAGAUCUUGUCGAAGCAAGCCGUUAAGAUUGCUAAACAGGCUGAAGAGCAUGAAAACUUCAUCAAUAAGGUGACACACUUGCUUGGUGUUCUUUUCUUUGGAGGCUUCUGCUUCAUCUUGGGUGCAAGGCCACAGGAUGUUCGAUAUCUCUAUUGUUUAUUCUAUGUCAUUUUUGUCCCACUUCGAUGGAUUUAUUACCGAUACAAGAAGUUGCACUAUUAUCUUCUUGAUUUUUGCUAUUAUGCCAAUACAAUAUUCUUGAUCAUGCUUCUGUUUUAUCCCAGAAAUGAGAAACUUUUCUUGGUGUGCUUCUCAUUUGCGGAGGGGCCCUUGGCAUGGGCACUAAUCGUUUGGCGUUGUAGCUUAGUUUUCAAUUCCAUGGACAAGAUAGUAAGCGUCUUUAUACAUAUCUUGCCUGGACUUGUUCUGUUCACAAUCCGAUGGUGGGACCCAGUAUUCUUCGAGGAGAUGCAUCAGAAUGGGAAUUCUCAUACAGGAUCAUGGCUCUAUGCAGAGACGAAAUCGUAUCUGUGGACAUGGCUUUUCUUUGUUCCUUUAGUAGCCUAUGUUGUCUGGCAGCUUCUUUAUUUUCUCAUCGUAAAUGUGCUACGUGAACAGAGACUGCUGCGGGAUCCAGAAGUCAUGACCUCCUACAGGGAACUGUCGAAAAAAGCACAGAAAGCAAACAACAUGUGGUGGCGCUUGAGCGGUCUGCUGGGAGAUCAGAACCGGAUGUUUAUGUACAUUUUGCUUCAGGCGGUGUUCACUGUGGCCACAACAGCGCUUACUGUCCCGAUAUUCCUAUCGUAUGAAUUACACUUGACGUUCCAAUUGCUCAAGGCAUCAGCAACUGUAUGGAAUGGGGGUAACUUUCUUAUAGAAGUGAUGCCGAGGCAGGUGAUUCUAAAGCAGAAAAAGAAGUCAGAAAUGAGCCCUUUGGUGGUCGAAACUUCACUCAAAGUGAGUGAGGUAACACAAUCUCAGUAGCACUGUACAAUUUAAGUGUUGGUAGAAUUACUAUCUUCUUUUUUUACUUUGCUCACUUUUUUAUUUAUUUUGGUCUAAUCUGUAGCUUAGGCACUCUCCUUUCAAGUUUGUUGUAGAAUUACUGAAUUUUUUCUCUACUUGGA